This is a messenger RNA of Alternaria postmessia, 1905 nucleotides long. RefSeq lists its product as uncharacterized. Gene Ontology annotation, cellular component: peroxisomal membrane; mitochondrial outer membrane. Gene Ontology annotation, biological process: autophagy of mitochondrion; peroxisome fission; mitochondrial fission. The record is from RefSeq and is a predicted model, not a curated record. Bases 1 to 1905 code for a protein of 634 amino acids. Lineage: Eukaryota; Fungi; Ascomycota; Dothideomycetes; Pleosporales; Pleosporaceae. The transcript is spliced from 5 exons. Gene Ontology annotation, molecular function: protein binding.
AUGCCGCCUUCAUUACCAUGUGAGUGGGACAACGACUUUUGGGCCGACGAACGCUUAUAUCCUCUAGAUGCCGCCGAUGUUGAGUCGCCGCUGAAGCCAGAGGAACUACAGGUUCUGCGCGCGCAGUACGAGAAAGAGGGUGAAUAUGUUGGGCUCCAGACAAAGUUCAACUACGCAUGGGGUCUGAUCAAAUCCUCCUCACGUCCCGACCAACAGGAGGGAGUGCGCCUCCUCUCUGAGAUCUUCCGCAACUCGCGCGAGCGCCGGCGCGAAUGCCUCUACUACCUCGCCCUAGGCAACUACAAGCUCGGCAACUAUGCUGAAGCCCGACGGUACAACGAGCUGUUGCUGGAGUUGGAGCCCGCGAACCUCCAGGCUGGAAGCUUGAAGGGACUUAUUGACGAAAAGGUCGCAAAGGAGGGGUUACCUCAAUCCAUCUUAUCCUACUACCCUACGUCUCAUCAUAUCCGUCUCAGACUCGCGACCAUGGAUCAGUCCAGCGAUCAGAAUGCGCCGUCACAGAACCAACGACCCGGACAUCGCGACAUGAUGUUUUGCCACGAGUGCGCCGACGAAUGGUAUCGGGACGAACACGGUCUGUCGUGUCCAGAAUGCGGCUCAGAUUUCACGGAGAUUAUUGAAGAUAACAAUGACCCAAGGGCCGGCACCGGAAUGUUUGGCCACGACGGCGACGAGUCCGACUCUCUGCCUGACCUCGAGAACGCCCCACCCCAUCUGAAUCCGCAUCACAACCCAUGGCAGACUGAUGACCCAGAGGAGGGGGAUAUUAGCAAUGUUAGAUGGACAGAGACGGGACCGGGAAGGUACAACUUGCAGGCUACCGUCACCCGCUCUGUAUCACCACAGGGCGGCAUGCCGGUGCCAGGGUCUAUAGGCGGAUUUAUGGCCAUGCUGAACGGGCUUACCGGAGCUGGAUUACGACCACCACAGGGUCAAGCACAGGGCCAGGGCGAGGGUCUGUUCUCUGGCGCCGCACCAGGGUCCAACCCGAACCAGUCUGCUUUCCAGGAAGCUCAAAAUCAGGGUCCAGGUGGUGGACCUCAAAUCCGCGGAGGGACCUUUACAUAUCACGGUGGCGCUCGUCUGUUCCCUGGAGGAGGAAACAACCCCGGGCGGGCUGAGCCUGUGGAUGAGAUCACCAAUGUCCUGACCGGUCUCCUGGCUACCUUUGGUGCACCGCCUCCUCGCGUCCAAGCCCACAACCACCCCUUAGGCGGCGCCGAGGGUACUUUCCGUGGUGAACACACUCAUGGCGCUGGCGAUCAGUUCGCGGGACACCCUAUCCUACAACUAUUCUCCUCAAUGGGUAUGAUGGGCCCUGCUAGUAACAUGGGAGACUUUGUCUACUCUCAAGAGGGCCUAGACCGCAUUGUUUCUCAACUGAUGGAACAAACUUCAACCAGCAACGCGCCUGGACCUGCGACGCAAGCCGAUAUCGAUGCCCUUCCUCGUACUAAUGUGACCGAAGAGAUGCUAGGCGAAGAACACAAGGCUGAAUGCAGUAUAUGCAUGGAUGAGGUCAACAUCGGCGAACAGGUCACGCUACUGCCAUGCAAGCAUUGGUUCCACCACCCAUGUGUAUCCGCAUGGCUGCUCGAGCACGACACCUGUCCUCAUUGUCGAAAGGGUAUUACCAAGGGUGGCGAGGGCCAGACGAACAACCCUGCGUCUGCAGACUCACAGACGGAUCGUACGUCCCAGAUGCCCGGCUCCUUCACUCCUUCCGGCUCGGGAACGUUCAAUGAUCCCUACGUCGUUCCCGCAGGAUCUCCACCCCCACCGUCCAACGAUCAGGGCAGCUCUUCUGAUAACGCAAAUGCAGGCCCGGGUAAUGGUGGCAUCAGUGAUCGGAUACGCAGGGGUCUGUUUGGAUCUCCGCAAUAG